This is a messenger RNA of Phyllotreta striolata, 4608 nucleotides long. Lineage: Eukaryota; Metazoa; Arthropoda; Insecta; Coleoptera; Chrysomelidae. The record is from the annotation of a GenBank genome assembly.
AUAAACACAUUGAAGAUUAUACUGAACUUGUACAUUUUAUAAUCAAAUUUUUACCAACGAUUCCACAAAUACCUUCCGAUCCAAAUAAUAAAACACAAUAACAACAAAAUUUGCAUUACCCGAUUUAUUUAUUGCCCGAGCACUUCUCAAAAAAUUUACGGCUGUUUUUGCAUUACAAUUCGCCAAUAUCCGCCAUUCAUCCAGUCGCGUUUUUUUUUCAAACACAAAUAUUUUUUAACAACAACAAAUAGACCACCAAUUCAAACACUAUGGCAAAUAUUUGGCGAACCUACACUCGUAAAACGGAUUAAUUAAAUUUCAGUCCUUCGGGACGUAUUUGGCUAAUCGCCUGCGUAACCGGUACCACUCCGGAUUGUUUAUUCUUUUUUGUUGUACCAAUAAAAAGUUGCUAGGGAUAAACAAACGGCCCGCCCAGAGCUCGCGUACGCGGUACCCGGGUUGGUUAAAUGUCGCCUAUUCCUUUCGCCGUGCGUUGGUAAAUAUUGGUUUAAUAAAUCGGUCAUUAGUUGUACCGUCUACUUCGAUGAACGAUUAUUUUUUUUCGGUUCAGUACCGCGAAAUCGUGCUCGGGAGGUAGUAGUACCUGGGAGUGAACGACGGAAGAGUAAAUUGGUAAUAUGAGCUUCAGGGUUACCAGCCUGCCCGUGGGGCAAGUGUACGAUUCCCGGUAUUCCCCGGUGCAGGCUCGAUACAAUUACACGAAAUCCAUCGAAAAAAUCCACUCCGAGUUGAAAAAAAAGCGAUUGGAGGAGAUAAAAAAGUUGAAAGAAGAGGAGAAGAAGCGACAGAAGGAGCUCGAAAUAUACCAAGGCAAGUACAAGCGGCUAUUUUGGCGGGUAUGGAGCCAAACGUUCGGGAAAUUGGGCGAGGAUUGGGUAAUCCUGGCGAUAUUGGGCAUUCUCAUGGCAAUCAUCAGCUACACCAUAGACAAAGGAGUCGCCAUGUGCGGCAGCGGCCAAAAAUGGCUCUACGGGGAACUGUCGACGGGGCUCUUCACCAAAUGGGUGGCCUGGGUGUGUCUGCCAUUCUGCUUGGUCAUCUGGGACGUGGGGUUGACCCAUUUAGUGGCUCCCCAAGCGGCAGGUUCGGGGAUCCCCCAAAUCAAGACGAGCCUCAGGGGCGUGUUCAUGAAGGAGGUGCUGACGUUCAGGGUGCUGAUAGUGAAGUGGCUCGGGCUAAUAGCGACGAUCGGCAGCGGGAUGCCCUUGGGCAAGGAGGGGCCGCUCAUCCACAUGUCGAGCAUCAUCGUGACGAAGCUGAGCAAGGCGAUUUCGUCGUUCAACAAGGUCUACAUCAACGAGAGCAAGAAGAUCGAGAUGUUGGGCGCCGCCUGGGCCGUGGGGGUGGCUUGUACCUUCAACGCGCCCAUCGGGGGGGUGUUGUUCAGCGUGGAAAUCACUACGGCUUAUUUUGCGGUGAGGAACUAUUGGAGAGGGUUCUUCGCGGCCGUUUGGGGCGCUACGACUUACAGGCUGUUGUUGGUGUGGAUCGAUGGAUCUAAAACUAUAACGGCCGUUUUUUCGACUAGUUACUUCAUCGAUUUCCCGUACGAUCCUUGGGAGCUCGUUUCGUUCGCCAUAUUGGGGCUAAUUUGCGGUCUGGCCGGUUCGUUUUAUAUUUGGUGCAAACAGUACUACGACGCUUGGGUUAAUACUAACGUGGUCAUUAUGAAGAUCAAAAAAACAAACCGAUUCAUCUACCCGGCCAUAAUAAUCCUGAUCAUCUCGACGCUGACGUGGCCGCCGGGCCUGGGCCAAUUCAUGGCGUCCGAACUGGCGGCGGGGCCGCAGGUGAUCAACCUCUUCAGCAACUUCACCUGGGGCAAAGACAACCUGACGCUCCACCAGGGCGACCUGGUCUCGCACUGGACCACCGACUGGACCGGUUUCUACGGGAACCUCGCCAUCUACAUGGCCUUCCAAUUCAUCGGCUCGAUACUGGGCACGUCUCUACCAAUCCCCAACGGUUCGUUCAUCCCCAAUUUCCGCGCCGGAGCCGCCCUGGGGCGCAUCGUCGGCGAGCUGAUGUACUAUUGGUUCCCCCAAGGCGUGGGUUACCACGGUAGAAGGGCCCAAAUAGUCCCCGGCGCCUACGCGGCCGUGGGGGCGGCCGCCUGGUCGGGAGCGGUCACUCACACCAUGUCAGUCUGCGUCAUACUCUUCGAAAUGACCUCAUCCAUAACCUACGUCAUACCGGUGCUCAUAGCCGUGUUGAUAGCCAACGGCGUGGCCAGGUUCCUCACGCCGAGCAUCUACGACCUGGUGAUCAAGUCGAAGAAGCUCCCCUACCUGCCCGACUUGCUGCCCAACACGAGCGGGCUGUACAACAUCUACGUGGAGGACUUCAUGCGGCGCGAGUUGCGCUAUCUGCACGUGUCGAUGAACUACGCGAAGCUGAAGGAGAUCCUGGUGGCCAACAAGAAAUUGAACGUGUUCCCGCUGGUGGACCAUCCGCAGACGAUGACGUUGCUGGGAUCGAUACCGAGGAGCGAGUUGAUCGUGUUGCUGGACAGGCAAAUCGGGGCGUUUCAGAGGAGACAGGUGCUGCCCAGUCCGAGGAUAGACAGGCAGGAGAGCAAUCCGAUGGAUAACGUGGAGUUCAUUCACACGACUCGGAAGAAAUCCGUGGCGUUUAUCGACGAUUCCAGCGAUUCGGAGAAAGAGGACGAUGUUAAAACCGAUUUCCAUCCGAACGUGACCGAAAUGAAGGAGGUCAAAACGAGCACAUUGAAGGAAACACGAGAAGAGAUCAUCAGAAAAUGGACACCACCUAUACGAACUGCAACCACAUCUCUAGUACCGAAAUCGCCGUUACCGGAACGAAAGAGCCCGUUACCGAGCAAACGACCGGUACUAUCUCUAACGCACUUGGAAGUGCCUUCGUUGAGGGUCUGCGACCUCCCCACGCAAGAGCAACUGGCCUGGGAGGAGGACCAGCUGAACCAGCCGGUGGACUUCACCUCGUGCCACAUCGACCCGGCGCCCUUCCAGCUGGUGGAGCGGACCUCCCUGCUGAAGGUGCACUCUCUAUUUUCCCUGCUGGCCAUCAACUUCGCCUACGUGACGUCCAUCGGGAAGCUGAUAGGCGUGGUGGGUUUGAAGGACUUGAGGAAGGCCAUCGAGGACGCCAACAGCGGCAACGCGCCGAAGAAGGUGGAGGCGCCGCCGUCGGGGGCGGGCACGCCGCAGACGCCGGCCACGCCGGUCAUAUCGGUGGUGCCGCCCGAGCACGACGGGCACGACGCCAAGCGGUUCGAUUCCAAAGUUUGAGAGGGUUACGGGCGAUUCUUCGGGGGGUAGUUUUUAAGUCGUUUAUCGAAUAAUGGCCGGCUGAAAAAGGAAUUUUAUUAGAUGAUUUUGUAGAUAAUUAACGUAUAUUAGUUAACUUACUUGUUUUUUUUUUGGUGAAUUGAUCUGGUUUGUACUUAUAGUAAGGUGAUUAAGUAAGAAUUGGUUUCAUCAAUCGGAUGAGUAUUUUUUUUUUUCAUUAGUAAGGUGGUCUCGAUAAAAUUUUCUAUACUUACGACCUAAAAUGCUUAAAAUUGUUUUAUUUUAGACUAAAUAAGCGUCAUUCCAUUGAGCAUUCCAGUGUAAUAUUUUAUUUAUUGUUGCCAUUUUUAGGUAAUUGUACAUUUUUCAUAUACAUGUAAAAUAUAUUUAUAAUAACGAAUGAUGUUUUUCUAAAAAACCUGAAAUGUACACAGGAAUUGUAGACACUUUACAUCAAUAAACAAUUUAUACAACUAUCAUAGAAAAACGGCAAAUACGAUACUAAAACUUUACAAGCAAUAUAGAAAUACUAAUAAAUUAACACACAUAAAAUAAAUAUCACAGUAAAAAAAAUCAAAUUUAAGCCCGUUAAAUUCGAGUCAAAUGUUAAUCUACUAUCAUCUAAAACACCUAAAUCCACCUCAAACCACUCCAAUAAGGCUCAUUUACACUCGAAUUCACCUCAAUCGACGUAUCCAGCGUCAUUAAGCAUCUCCUUGAACCCCCUCACGAUUUCAGCGAUGGGUAUCUCGCUCCGGCAAUCCGCCGCCUCCAGGCCCGCCCCGUCGUGGAACUUCUUAAUGUGGGUCCUCAACUGGUAGGGCGACACGUUGCUGUAGGGGCAACUCGGACAUUGCAACGCCACCGGCGAAUGGGUGAACACGUGCUUCCUGAAAUUGCUGCGAUCCUUCGUGUUGUACGAGCAAAACUCGCAGUCGUAGCUCAGGGCGGUCUCCUCGUGCUUCACCAUGUGCCUGUUGAAGUUCGGCUUGCUGGCGAUGAUGGCGGCGCAGAUGCCGCAUUGGUACAGGUUGUCCCGCUCCUUGUCCGGGUGCGCUUCGUGGUUCUUUCGCACGUGCCGGCGCAGCGAGGACUUGUCGGUGCUGCGGUACGAGCAGGUUUCGCAGUGGUACCAAAUCGCUUUGGUGUGCAUCGUGUUGAUGUGCUUGCUCAAGGCGUAGCUUUUGUUGGUUAUGUGGGGGCAAUGGGGGCAGCGCAAGUGGAGUUUGUUGUGCCUGCAUUUGCUCUUGUGCUCCGUGAAGAGGGUUUCCGAUGUGGUGAGGUACAUGCACGAGCAGUUGAAGAUUUUGGUGGAAUC